Messenger RNA from Gongylonema pulchrum, 696 nucleotides. Lineage: Eukaryota; Metazoa; Nematoda; Chromadorea; Rhabditida; Gongylonematidae. The record is from the annotation of a GenBank genome assembly.
AUCAAAUUGGAAGAUUUUGCUGCAAAACGCAAUGAAUUGCUUGCUGAUUUGGCCGAUUUUCAACAAUCCAAGCAGUUUAUCGAAGAAACGAUGAAGACAAUCAGUGAUUUGAAUGAGGAGAAAGAUGCACAUAGUGAAAUGAUCCAGCAAAUCAAUAUGGACAAGCAAGAGCUAGAAAAGAUUAUGAAUUCGGCGAGGGAAGAGAAGCGACAAAUGGAGAAAAGUAUCAGCCAGAAAUACGACGAAAUAUACCGGCUAUUGGAAUUAACUAACGAGUUGUCCAGGGAGAGCGGUGUUGCUGAGGAAAAUCUCAUUACGCCUUCCGUUAUACCUCCCAAUAAAAUAACUCCGAAUAUGCCUGCGAUGGGAGCAUCGUCCACAAGUUCAGGUGUACCACAGCUUUUUCGGCAUUUCAAAGCCAAUUCGAUGCCGGCUGUCGUUCAGCGUGCCAUGUUCAAUUUUGAUUCCAUGCUUCUGCAAGCAGCUCCUGCGAUGGCAUCACGACCUCAUACUUUAGCAAAUCCAUUCUCACCUAGUACUUCUGCAGUUACCAAAAUUGACCAUCAGUCGCCACCGAUGAAGACGUGUCAGUCAUGCUUCCAACAAAUCCAUCGCAAUGCACCAAUCUGUCCGAUGUGCAAAAGCAAAAGCCGGUCCAAGAAUCCGAAAAAACCAAAAAGGAAGGCUGCUGAUUAA